AUGCCAAUAAAUUCCUCACACGUGCCAGAUGGUCACCGCGUACAGCGACCAGGUCUUUGGCUACCCGAAGACCACCGAGCUCACCAGAAAUGGCUCCAAGACACAGUCAACCACGUUGACGAGAACCCUAAGGAUUUUCACCCAGCUGUUCGUGAGCUGGAAGAGCUGAUCGAAAACAAUUCCCGAAUCCACAUGCUUGCUCAAGGCAUGUUCGACGAGAUCCCAGACAAACACCCCUAUAACAAGGAUCCUUCGGGCAAGAUGAGCAUUCGUGGUUGCAAGCAUAUGCUAGCCAUUCUCAACCAUCUGAUUACCACUUCGCCUGGCUGGAGCAAGCAGUCUGAGAACGUUGGCUUGGUCGGUCUGCCAAUCUAUGCUCUCUUCGACUGGCCAAUGGGCACGACUUUUGGCUUCUCAUUCUUCCUCGAUCCGCAAGUCAACGGUCUUUUGAAGAAGAUCUUGAACGUCUGGGGCGAAUACCUCAAAUCCGAGGACUCGAGGGAGCCUUCUUUAUCAGACAAGUUCGGCUGGUUUACUGAUUCGGGACGCAAGGAUCUUGCAACUGUCGCCAAUCUAGGUGAAGAGUCCGACAAAGCACUUCCUUUCGAGCAGAUGUUUCAAUGUGACCCCUCCAAGCCUUACCAUGGCUACAAAUCCUGGGACGACUUUUUCACGCGCGAGUUCCAUUGGGAUAAGAGACCUGUUGCAGAGCCUGAGAACCAGAACGUCAUCGCGAAUGCCUGUGAAAGUACAGCUUAUCGAGUAGCUCGCGACGUCAAAGCUCGAGACAAGUUCUGGCUCAAAGGCAUGCCGUAUUCCGUCAAAGACAUCCUACAGAACGACCCGAACUACGAACAAUUCGUCGGCGGCACGAUAUAUCAGGCCUUUCUCAGCGCAUUGAGCUACCAUCGCUGGCACACUCCUGUAGACGGCACGGUGAAGAAGAUAACACAUGUCGAAGGAACAUACUAUUCUGAACCAUUGUUCGAGGACUUCGGUCGUCACCCAGAACACGCGAAUGAGGAAGGUGAGACGGAGUCUCAAGGGUACCUGACUGCUGCGGCGGCACGCGCACUAGUAUUCAUUGAGGCGGACAACCCAAAGAUCGGACUGAUGUGUGUUGUCCUUAUUGGCAUGAGCGAGGUAAGCAGUAACGAUGUCACAGUGAAAGAAGGCCAGAAGAUCAAGAAAGGCGAACAACUUGGCAUGUUCCAUUUUGGCGGCUCAACUCACUGCUUGAUGUUCAGGAAGGGUGUUAAGGUUAGUGGUUUCCCUGAGCCUGGCAAGGUCAAGCACAACAUUCCAGUCAGAAGCAAGGUAGCUAUUGUGGAAGACUGA
Molecule: messenger RNA, 1338 nt
Organism: Lithohypha guttulata
Lineage: Eukaryota; Fungi; Ascomycota; Eurotiomycetes; Chaetothyriales; Trichomeriaceae
Exons: 1
Coding region: 1-1338 (445 amino acids)
Biological process (GO): phospholipid biosynthetic process
Molecular function (GO): phosphatidylserine decarboxylase activity
Source: RefSeq, a predicted model, not a curated record